Messenger RNA from Neoarthrinium moseri, 4131 nucleotides. RefSeq lists its product as uncharacterized. NCBI's taxonomy places the organism in Eukaryota, Fungi, Ascomycota, Sordariomycetes, Amphisphaeriales, Apiosporaceae. Gene Ontology annotation, molecular function: flavin adenine dinucleotide binding; oxidoreductase activity, acting on CH-OH group of donors. The transcript is spliced from 4 exons. The record is from RefSeq and is a predicted model, not a curated record. The coding region runs from base 1 to 4131 and encodes 1376 amino acids.
AUGGCCCCCAGUGCUGACCCCCCAAUUGCUUUGGCGCCUCCGGCGGCGUUGCGUGCCCGCAAACUCAAUGCGCCCACGAACGGGAUUAGCAGCGCACUCGCAAAUGGAGAGACCGAUGGCUAUACCAGUGGCCUAGCCAGCAGCACAUCUGAGGAGACUCCGCUCUCGCCCGGGGACUACUUGACACAUAGUCCUGCCACCAGCCACAGUAGCAAUGGAGCGACGAAUGGUGAUCCUCUAGACGGUUUCCCGUCUCCUGAACCGCCUCGCGGAGUGCGGUUCGAGAGCGGCUCACAUCGAAUCCACAACAUCGGCCCACAUGAGAGUGAGGCCAGCAGGCCCGGUAGAAUUAACGGCGGUGCCAGAGUACGCUCAUGGGGAAAGAGCUCCAGCGGCAAUGCGUAUCCUCGUCUCUCGAAGCCCUCGGAGUUGAUGCGGAACUCCUAUGACUGCGUUGUUAUUGGUUCCGGAUAUGGCGGCGGUGUUGCCGCUUCCCGCAUGGCGCGGACAAACCAGACGGUGUGCGUAUUAGAGCGCGGCAAGGAGCGAUGGCCUGGGGAGUUCCCCUGCGAAACUAGUGACGCUCUUGAACAGGUCCACUGCUCAGGCGAGUUCGCCCCGGGUUGGCUUCCAAAGACUCUGGUCAACGGUGGUGAUCCCACGGGCAUGUACCACCUAAUUUUCGGCAACGGGCAGAAUGCAGUUGUGUGUAAUGGCCUCGGCGGCACCAGUCUGAUGAAUGCGAAUGUGUAUCUAGAGGCGGAUAAACAAACGCUCGCUUCAGAGUUUUGGCCAGAGGAGAUUCGAGACAACCCAGCAGAAAUGGACAAGUACUACAAAUUAGCUAGCGAGAUGCUCGAGCCUGAAGAGUAUCCCCUGGACUGGCCAAAGUUGCACAAACUGGAGCUACUCAAGAAGCAAGCAGAAGCCUUGAAUAUGACCGACAACUUCCGCAGGGUCAAGCAGACGACUCGUUUCAAGAAUGGGCCAAACUACGCCGGUGUUGAGAUGGCCCCUUCGGCGCUGACAGGUCAGGACUUGACCGGACUCAAUGACGCCUCAAAGAAUUCCACCCUGGUUACAUACAUUGCCGACGCCUGGAACUGGGGCGCUGAGAUCUUCUGCGAGUCCGAGGUGCGCUAUAUCACCAAAGCGCCUGAGGGCCGGGAGGGAUAUCUCGUCUUUUUUGCAUGGCACGGGCGCAACCGUGGUCAUUUCAAAGCCAACUUACAUGGAGACCUCAUGUGGGUUCAUGCUAAGAAGGCCGUCUUCCUCGGGGCGGGCUCUAUUGGCACCACCGAGAUUUUAUUAAGAAGUAAAGAGAUGGGCCUGGAUCUGAGCGACCAGGUCGGGCUCAAUAUGAGUGGAAAUGGAGACAUGCUUGCCUUUGGAUACAACACGGAUCACGAGGUAAAUGCGGUUGGUCAUGCCCAAAGUUCUCCAUAUAAUCCAGUUGGCCCAUGCAUCACGGGGAUUAUCGACAAAAGGGAGGGUCAUGAUAACUACCUUGAUGGAUAUGUUAUUGAGGAGGGUACUAUCCCUAAGGCUCUUGCCCCUUUCCUCCAGGCGAUGUUAGAGCUUCUCCCAGGCCGCAUUGAGCCAAAGGAUGAUACACUCGUCGACACCUUCAAGGCAAACCUUGCCCGGGUUGGGUCUUUCUUCCUUGGACCAUACUAUCGCAGAGGGGCCAUCGAAAGAACCCAGGUAUAUCUUGUCAUGUCUCAUGAUAGCAACCAAGCCAUCCUUACUCUGAAGGAUGACAAGCCAGUUCUCGAGUUUCUCGGAGUUGGGCGAAGCGAGCAUGUUAAGCGCCUGAACAAAAUCCUUGAGCAGGCCACAAGGGCAGUUGGGGGGACUUUCGUACAGAACCCUUUCUACGCUCUCAUGAGCCAAGGGCAAGUCACGGUUCACCCGAUUGGUGGUGCUUGCUUGUCCUCCGACGGCACUGGUGCCAGCGGCGCCACAAAUCACUUUGGAGAACUGUUCCAAGGGGACGGCGAUAAGACUCACCGUGGCCUCAUUGUGACUGACGCUGCAUUGGUUCCGACUGCGCUGGGUGCAAACCCGCUGGCUACCAUCACUGCUCUGGCAGAGCGAGCUGUGGAUCACUAUGCUCAGCGAGAAGGACUAAGGAUCGACCAGACCAAGAAUAAGAUUCUCGAUUUGUUCGGGUCGCCACAGCACAGUCAUGACUGCUAUGAUCUGUCUGAGGAUGAGAGCGAAAGACAAGAAACCGUCAGCAUCUCGAGUGCGAGCGACGUUAUCCGGUCUGCGCAGCGCCUCAACGAUGCCGGGUUCGGUUUCACUGAAGUCAUGUCAGGUUUCAUCCACCACGACCAAGGGUUGAAAGAGGAGACUCAGCAAUCAUACGAGUUGGCGGCUCGAAUUGCUGAAUCUCGAUGUGAAGCGGCUCGCUUCUUCCUCAGCGUUCAGUCAUUCAACACGAGGUCUACUGUCAAUGACCCGGAGCACCGUGCAAUGCUCACGGGAACGUUUGCCUGCCCAACCAUCCCCGGUUCCCCCUUUAUGGUUCAGCGUGGAGACUUCAAUCUCUUCCGCCAGUACCUAGGUGCACCCGGGACGAAAAAUCUUGUUUACCACUUCAUGAUGCGUGGGACCGACGGUAAACUCCUUCACUUCCAUGGAUUCAAGAUCGUCGACUCGUCAGUAGCACUCAGCCCUAUCCAGUUCUGGCGAGCUACAAGCACCCUUUAUGUCACCAUACGGCGGGCACGAAACCGCGGUGACUUCCGUGAGGACAUGUCUGAGGAUCAGGCUAUGGAAAAGGGCAUUGUUAUUGCCAAGGGCAUCAUGAGAAUCCAGCCAGCAGAUUUUGCAAACCAGAUCCUAACCAUGACACCAACUGGAAGCAACCUCCUGAAGAAGGCUUGGAGUGCUUUCAGCUUCAUGACGUAUUUCACCCGCAAAUCCAUGUCACUCUUCUUGGCUCCUUUCACGCCCCUGCAGUACCCCAGCACCGCCUACAACGGGUAUAUCAAUGAGACACUUCCCGCUGCUGUGUACGAGAUCCGUGCAGAGGAUGGAGUGGCCACCCGCAUGCUGAUGUACGAACCAACGAAUCCCGAUAUUCCCACGAAGGACCUCUUCAUGGUUCCUGGUGCUUCUGUCGACCACCAGAUCUAUGCCUUGCCGACUAUCAGUUGCAACGCGGUGAACUACUUCACAAGGGCCGGGUAUCGGGUUUACAUCACUGUACACCGCAUUGGCGCCUUGAUGGUAGCUCAGAAUGACUGGACAACGUUUGAUGCUCGCCUCGACAUCAGGGCCUGUCUCGAGAAGAUCCGCUCCCUCAACCGCAACCAAAAAGUGUAUACCAUUGCACACUGCAUGGGCAGCGUCGCUCUGUCGACGGGUCUCCUCGAUGGCAAGAUCCCGGCUGAGUGGAUCUCGGGCAUUACCUGCAGCCAGGUGUUUAUGAACCCGAUCUGGAACACCAUGAACAUGAUCAAAAUCAUGGCGUUCCCACUGCCUUUGGACAAGGUGUACAAGGCGUUGUGCGGUUCAUGGUUCUCAUGCAGUACGGGCCAUGACGACAGCUACCUCCAGAAAGGGCUCAACGAGCUGCUCCGGCUGAUGCCGGACGAACGGAAAGAGAUAUGCAACAACGCGUCAUGCCACCGGGUGUCGCUGACGUUCGGGCGGUGCUGGAACCACAACAACCUGAACGAGGCGACGCAUCGGCAGAUUGAUCGCUUCUUUGGCGGUGUGAAUAUGACACUGCUGCACCUCCUUAUGAAGCAGGGCUAUGAGGGUGGCGUCAUGACCAACGGCCCGCUAUUCGAGCGCCUCGAUACUCCGGACAACAUCCGACGCCUAAAGAACAUCCCGUUCCUGCUGUUCGUCGGCCGCGACAACGCCGUGCUGUCCCCGAUGAGCACCGAGAAGACUUAUGAGGUCUUGUGCGAUGCCUUCGGUACCAAGGACACGCAGGACAACGACGGCCUGCAGUACAAGCGCCGGGUCGUGCCCAACUACGGUCACCUCGACUGCUGGAUGGGCCGCAACGCCUACAAGGAUGUCUACCCCUUUGUGCGGGAGGAGGUCGAUCGUGUUGCGAGAGGAGAGAAAUAUCAGUUCAUCUCGCCCAAUGAUGAGUUCAAAGACUUGUAA